UAUAUAUAUAUAUAUAUAUAUAUAUAUCCAAACUGUCAAAGCAGACGACAUUUUAAAGAAAAUUUAUAAUUGAUUAUUGAAAAUAUAUGUUUAAAAUCAUGUAAAUUUUUUUUGAUAAAUUGGUUAUGUACGAAUUCUGUGAUUUUAAAUAAUUCUUUUUUUUGAAUUAAACUCGAAUUCGAAAUGUUUAGAAAAUUAUCCAAUGAAUUUGGAAUAUUUGAAAUUAUUUCAAGGUAAAUCCACAAAAUAGAAUGCAAAGGAAGUACAAUAAACAAUGUACGUGGCAUUGAGAGUGAUUUUUCAUCGUAUCCUCCGACUAUUGUCAAGAAUAAAAUUAAAAUACAUAAUUCUACUAAUAAUAAGUAUUGCAUUACUCGAUGUUUUUGGUGCCUUCACUCACAUAUUUGAAAUCACAUAUGACGAGAAUUUUUCCUAUCCCUACGAUGGCGAUAUUCAACCAUCGAUAUUGCUCCUACGUAAUAAAGAAAAACCAGAAUUAUCGCCUAUCAACGAGUACAAUCAAACAUUUAUCAUCACACCUCAACGUUCAUGUAAUGAUGUUCAAUAUCAAUCAUUGCGUGUCGUUUAUCUCGUUAAAUCGUCCGUCGAUCAUUUCAAUCGACGUGCAGCAAUAAGAAGUACCUGGGGUUUAGAAAAACGUUUCUUUGAUGUUUCAACGCGAACUGUUUUUCUUCUUGGCAUACGGCCAGAUGACGAGCAACUUAAAAUGAAAAUAAAACUCGAAUCACAAAAAUUUCAAGACAUCAUUCAAGCUGAUUUCAUUGAUUCGUAUUUUAAUAAUACAAUAAAAACAAUGAUUGGCUUUAAAUGGGCCGUUGAACAAUGUUCAAUGUCAAAAUUUUAUAUGUUCAUUGAUGACGAUAUGUAUGUAUCAGUGAAAAAUGUUCUUCGAUUUGUGAGAAAUCCAACAAAUUAUCCUGAUUAUAGAAAAGAAACCCGUCGAUUUGGUGUUGAGAGAAAGAGGGAAAUUCGUGAAUUAGAAACAUCGGACGAUAUGUUUUUGAAUAUUCAACGUGAGAGAAGAACAACUGUAAUUGAUGAUAUUGAAUUAAAUAAAACGAAAAUAGUGAAUUCGACAGAAUUUGAAAAUAUAAAUAAUAAAUCAUUGAUGAAUGAUAGUCGAGAAUUGAAAAAUUAUACAAUUAUUUCUGAAAGAAGAAAACGACAAGUUUUUGAUUUUGAAUUACCUGAUGAUGUGAGAUUGUACGCUGGUUUUGUUUUUAUUUCAUCGCCACAUCGACAUAGAACAUCAAAAUGGUAUGUUUCACUUGAAGAAUAUCCCUAUCAUCUUUGGCCACCUUAUGUAACUGCCGGUUCAUAUAUUCUUUCGAGGGAAGCACUAAUCGAUAUGUAUUACACGAGUUUUUAUACAAAACAUUUUCGAUUUGAUGAUAUUUAUUUGGGUUUUGUUGCAAAGAAAGCGGAAAUUCAACCAUUUCAUUGUGGUGAAUUUCAUUUUUAUAAAAAAGAUUAUAAUAAAUAUAAUUACAAAUAUGUUAUCACGUCGCAUGGUUAUGAGAAUCCAGAUGAAUUAUUACAAAUUUGGAAUGAACAAAAAGCUUUAGGAAAUGCCUAAAAUUUUCAAUUUCAGGGUGUCUUAACGGUCAGGGAAAUCAGGAAAUUUCUUUAAUUUUCUCGAAUUUUUUUUUAUGAAUAAAUUAAAGUCUAUCACAUUCAGGAAAUACUAGAUUAAAUUUUAAAAAAGCAGAUCAAAAUUGUUAUUAAAACUGACUUAACAGUUUUAUUUCAUAAAUUAAAUUAACUAUUAGUUUCAAAAUUUUUUUUUUCUUUUCUCCCAAAGCAAAUGCAAAUUAAAAAGUUGGCCUUCACACUCAAUUAUUAAGCAUUUAUAUAUUCAUUAAGUAAAUAAUUAUUUACUACUAUUUAUUGAAUCUAAUAAAUGAUUUUUUAAACUUGAAUAACAA
Molecule: messenger RNA, 1946 nt
Organism: Leptopilina boulardi
Lineage: Eukaryota; Metazoa; Arthropoda; Insecta; Hymenoptera; Figitidae
Gene: brn
Product: beta-1,3-galactosyltransferase brn
Exons: 3
Coding region: 275-1597 (440 amino acids)
Cellular component (GO): membrane
Molecular function (GO): UDP-glycosyltransferase activity; hexosyltransferase activity
Source: RefSeq, a predicted model, not a curated record